Molecule: messenger RNA, 5031 nt
Organism: Symbiodinium sp. CCMP2592
Lineage: Eukaryota; Dinophyceae; Suessiales; Symbiodiniaceae
Source: the annotation of a GenBank genome assembly
AUGGCGCAAACCCUUGUAGAGUCCAAGGCAGUCUUCCUGGAGCGAGCCAAACGUGUGGGCCUCCCUCAGGAAGCAGUGGAUCGCCUUGUUGCACAGACCAUCGACACGAUGGCGAAGCUGGCGUUCGCCCCUUGCCAGCCCGGCGAGACGCCGACCGAGGAGUCGUUGUCGGCCCUCAUCAAGGUGGGAGGUGCAGCCCCGCCGUUGGGAUCCAUCGCAGCGGUUCGACACCUGGUGUUCGAAGCACAGACCCUCUUGGUCAGCCAGACCAAGGCACUCGUUGAGAACAAGGAGAACGAGGUCAAGGAGUUAGCCCCCGCGGAGCGCCGCGAGCGCAUCCGAGCACAGGCCAACAAACUUAGAGGCAUCACCAUGUCUGGCCAGACUGAGUGCAGCUACGCCUCGUAUGACCUCUGCAUGAAGCUCCUUACUGAUAACUGCAUCAGCUACCUUUCCCCGGCCAAGUUCAUCACUCGUGAAGCUGAGCUGCGUUCCGAGAAACCACGGAAAGAGUUGGAUGUGCAGGCUUCAACACUGGUCGUGAGAGAUCGUGACCCCGAUCAGUCAUGCGAUACUUCCACUGCACUGAGCCUUCACCAUGCCAUGCACCGCCGAAGCCUUGCUCUUGACUUGAUCGGUGUGACUGAUUACUUUAGGAUUCAGGGCUUCGUGGAUUUCCUCUUGGGCCACCUUCAUCAGGAGCCCAUUGCUGGCAGCCGUGCCACUUCUGUGCAACAAAUUCUGCAUGCGGACCGUGCUGCCUGGAUGCGCCUGGCAGAGCUUACCCCCGACGGGAUUCGUCGAGAUGCAUCCGGGGCUUUGCCUCUUGACAGCUUGUGGGCCCGCUUGCAGACUGACCCGAAGGUGAUUUUUCAUCUCCUCCCGCGAGAAGGUGGUGCCCUCAAGCGGGAGAGCACCGAGCUCAAACCUGAGCCCACAGACACCCCGACCAAGAAGCAGCGCAAAGGUACCGGCAAGGGAAAAACCAAGACAUUGCGCGAGCCUAGCAAUCUUCCAGAAGAACUCAAGGGCCUUUCGUCUUGGACUAAGACCGGAAAGCGCCGCUGCUGGGGAUUCAAUAUGGCUAGUGGGUGUCCUAAUGCCAAGGCUGCGAGCCCUGUGGAGGGGCCGCUACUUGAUGCCGGGCACUCUCUUUGCGGUGCUGAUGCUUUCAGGAUUGAUUCCCUCUUCUGCAUUGAAAUUUUCUCAGGCUCAGGCAGGCUUACUGCCGAACUUCGACGUGCAGGGUUCCGAGAUAGCAUCGGAAUCGACCAUGUUGCCCCAAAGCAAAUGAUUUCUCCCGUCCUUAAGCUGGACCUCCUUGAUCCCGAACAUGUAAAGAUGGUUCUUGAUCUGAUCGAUUCUCCCUUUUGCCUUUAUGUGCACAUCGCUCCCCCUUGUGGAACAGCGAGUCGUGCUCGUGAAAUUUUUCGUCGCGGUGAAAACCUACCCGCUCCCGCGAGAAGUGAUGCCCACCCGGAUGGGCUACCAGACCUCACUGGCGAGCUCCGCAUUCGCGUUGCUAAGGCCAACGACCUUUAUGCCGUCACUGGCAAGAUCUUUGCACACUGCAUCCGUUCUGGGAAGCUCGUCUCUUGCGAGAAUCCAGGCCGCUCUUACUUCUGGCAAACGACCAUGUGGCUCACUGCCGUUGCCGACCUGCAGUUUGAGGAAACCCUUUUUCAUAACUGCCAACACGGCGGUGAGCGUGCCAAGCUCACCCGCCUAGCCCAUAAUGUCCCUUUGCUACACGAGCUAUCCCUUCUCUGCCCGGGGGAAUCAACAUCUCAUCGCCACCUGCCCUGGUCGCGAUCCUCAGGUGCCUUCGACACAGCCGCCGACAAGGUCUACCCUCGUGUGCUCUGCCAACGUUUGGCCGACAUCAUUGUCCGUGCUGCCGCCGAACGUGGCCACCCUGCACCCGCUUCAUACCUUGCGCCUGGUGCUGCCCUUCCCCUGCGUGAGUCUCAGGUUGCAGCUGGUGUGCAACCUCGCAGCAAGCGCGUGCCACCCCUUGUGCCCGAGUUUCGGCAGAUUGUGGUUCUUCUUAGUCCUGAACCCCUCUUUCCCGGCGUGCGUAAGUUGGAAGCCGAUACCCCCCUUCCACCUUGUGUCUCAUGCUCGCCCUCACUGCCGACGCUUCCCGCGGGCACUCGGAUCCUGCGCCAGAGUGUCAUUGGGGUUGUGCCAGCUGGAGCGCAGGAAUCGUGCUCAAGUAACUCAGCCGCCUCAUCCACACCUGUGUCGCAUCCCACAGUUGCCCCUAAUGCCGAGGCGGAGGAUGAUGGAAACUCAGCCAUCAUGGAGGACGACCAGAUGGACCCCGAAGCUUUCUCGCAUUAUGCUCUCCACUUGGGAGCGUCAGCCAGCAACGAAGCAUGGCGCGACUGCAUUUGCCACUUGUGUGAGCUACUUGUCUCGGAUACCCCGUCUAGGGGCGGACGAGGCACUGAUGAAUUCUCCUGGUCAUGUGGUGCCUUCUUUCAUGCAAACAAGGUGGGCCUGCGUUCCAACACCUCAUCGCACCCCAGUGUGAGCAAACUCUUGUGCGAGUAUGUGCGCCGGGUUGCCCCGGGCCAUCCUUUCACUUCCCUGAUGCUGGGCAAGAACCUCGCAGGCAAGGUGCAUACCGAUAGAAACAACGAGCCAGGACUACCGAAUGCGGUCUUGAAGAUUUCCUCCUUCGAGCAAGGGGGAGUGUGGAUCGAAUCACCUAGUGGCUCCGUCGCUUGUCCUGAUCCUGGCCACCCCGAGCUUUUGGGAAAUGUUCUUGACUUCGAGGGCCGACGAAUAAUCUUUGAUCCGAGUGGUAGGCACUGUCAAGCUCCAUGGUGUGGGGGACCCAGGAUCACGCUUGUUGCCUAUGCGAUACGCGAUCACCACAAACUUCUUGACGAUCAGAAGAGAAAGCUUGAAGACCUUGGUUUCGGCCUCCCUGGAAGCUCCCCAGAGUGCUGCCCAACAGCCGGUCCCGAGGCAGCCACCCGUAAGUCUGGUUUAGGCCCCAGCUCCUUGACUAAGCCACCACCUGGGAUCCCGUCCUGCAGCAAGCCAGAAGGUGGCCGUAUGCACAAGGUGGCCGUAGGCAUCCCUUGGAAACCUCAGGAGUUCAUUGAGCAAGCACUGAAAGCUGGGCACCCCCGUCACCUCUUGGACGGUGUGCCAUCACAUUCCAAGGCGGCCAUCGACCGUCUUGCUGACAUGUCGCUUCAUGAGAUAGGAGCCCAACGCACCGAGAGGCUCCGGCAUUGGAUCAGCAAGGCCCGUGAGCUGGAGGCCGAGGAAGAGGAGUUGCGUGACUCAAUGCCGCAACAUUGCAAACGUGUCCUGGGGCGGAAGCGGCUGGUCCUUUUUAGGACCAUGCUCGAGGAGUGUGGCCACGAGGACCUAGAGAUAGCGAAUGACAUCGCCAAGGGUUUUGACCUCAGUGGUGCGAUCCCGAGGAAUCCUGCAUAUCGCCCCAAGCUGUCACCUGCUUCCUUAUCCGUAUCUGAUCUCCGGAGCUCUGCGGCUGUGAUGAGGGAAGCAACUCUUCUCGCCACCAAAAGUUCCGGGGACCCCGAACUUGAUGAGGCCCUCAUGGCGGCCACUGACAAGGAGGUCGCCAAGGGGUGGUUACGAGGACCCAUCGAUCCUGCUUCGCUAGGUCCUAAUGCUGUCCUCUCGCGCCGCUUCGGCGUUUGGCAGGGCGGCAAGUGUAGGCCUAUAGAUGACUUCAAGGCCUCUGGGGUUAACUCAACGACUUCAGCCGAAGACUCGGUGACUGUGCACACGGCGGAUGCAAUCGCCGCUUCCAUUGCCUACCGUCUCAAGCGCGACCCAAAGUGCCGACGGCACGGCGGGCUCGAGAUGAAAUCUUAUGACUUACACAAGGCGUAUAAGAAUCUUCCUUUGAGCACUUCGGCGGUGGAGGAAGCUUAUCUCUCGGUGUACAACCCCCGGUCGGGGAAAGCGGAGAUCUACGAGCAGUGCGUGUUGCCCUUCGGCGCUCGUGCGUCGGUCCACUCGUUCUGCAGAACUUCACUUGGCAUCUGGACGAUUGGGGCGAUUCAGCUGGCUUUGAUGUGGUCAGUGUAUUACGACGACUUUGUCGGCAACGAAGUCCCGCCACUUACACGGCUCUUCGACCUUUGUGCUGAAUCGCUCUUUCAGAUCCUUGGCUGGGACACGUCUCCAGACAAGCCUACCAUCUUCGGAGGCGUGGCAAAAGUCUUAGGCCUGGAGUUUGACUUGCGCGAAUCCUACCUCGGCAACUUCUACAUGAGGAAUACUACGACUCGACGCGAUGAGCUGAGAGAAAGUCUUUCUUCUAUCAUCGAAAAAGGAGUGCUGGCUAGGAAAGACUGCGAGAGGCUGAGGGGCCGCCUGCAGUUUGCCGCCAACCAGAUCGCGGGAAAGAAAGCUGGCAUCGCAUUCAAGACCCUGUCCAAACAUCUUGCAGAGCGAAGCCCCAACAUCGGAGACAACUUGAGGGCUGCACUUCUGUUCCUGAGGGACAGUUUUCUUGAAGGGCCCCCGAGGGCUCUGAGUGCCAACGUCUUGCAUCUUUGGCAUGUGUAUGUGGAUGCUUCUUGCGACAACGAUCGCAUCGGUCUCGGUGGAGUUCUCAUAUCGGACAAUGGGACGAAAGUUGGACACUUCAGCGAGUGGGCUUCUUCUGAGCUGCGACAUCUUGUUGGUCCCGAGAGCAAGAACCCAAUCUUCGAAUGCGAAUGUUUGGCCGUACUUAUGUGCAUACACGUUUGGAGAGGACUCCUUAAAGGAUGCAACCUCGUCGUCUUCUCGGACAAUGAAGGCACUCGUGCCUGCAUGAUCAAAGGGGCAUCCGACAACUCUGUCGGGAUGCACAUUGUGGAUGCCACCCACGAUGCCAUCGAUGCAGUGUGCUGCAUACCAUGGUUCGAAAGAGUCAAUACCGCGUCUAACAUCGCAGAUGACCCUUCUCGUGGAAUUUCAGAUGAAAGCCUUGGUCGGCGAUUCGAAGUGGAUGCGCUGAGCAUCGCAAAGUCUGCGUUGGUUCCGUGGGGAUGA